Messenger RNA from Chelonia mydas (Green sea turtle), 1704 nucleotides. RefSeq names its product lymphocyte antigen 6E-like. NCBI's taxonomy places the organism in Eukaryota, Metazoa, Chordata, Testudines, Cheloniidae. The record is from RefSeq and is a predicted model, not a curated record. The coding region runs from base 56 to 427 and encodes 123 amino acids. The transcript has 3 exons.
CGUCCCUACCAGAGAAACUGCCCUUUUCUCUGCAAGCUGAGAGAAUCCCAAGAAGAUGAAGGCUUUUCUCAUCAUUUUGCUGGCCGCAGUCCUGUGGGCAGAGAGAGCUUACUCGCUGCAUUGCCACGUGUGUAACAGCACAACGGUGAACACCUGCACGAAUCCCGUCAAUUGCUCAACAGCUGAUCGUUACUGCACGACAUCUAUUAGAAACAGCUCCUCUCCUGACUAUCUCCUGGAGAAGGGAUGUUCCCCAUCGUGCCCACUCUCUACAAUGAUGAAAACUCUUGUCAUGCCCCAAUCUUAUCUUCUCUGCUGCCAGGAAGAUUUGUGCAAUGGCGUGGGCAACAUGAGAAUCGGCUACCUGGCAUUGGCAAUGAGCAUCUUUGCCGGCUUUGUUGUCACCUUUGUCAGGACCGGAGUGUGAAGUGCUGGGCAGAGAGGGGGUUUCCUCGCUGAAGAACCCGCCCAGGGAGAGGCUACAUCUCCUCUUUGCAAUGCAUCCCACCAGGGUUAACACUGGGCCCUUUCUAUCAAGUAUCAUCUUGGAUCUAUCUCAUCACCUUUCUAGGUCGCUUCUCUACCACCUUUCAUGCCUCGGUCACUGGGUGGAACUCCAUGUCGCUCAGCAGAACCAGAGGGUUUUCUCUCAUGUCCUUGGGGCCAGAGACUUAGGAACUCAGCUGGACCGUGCUGCUGCAGUCACAUUUUGAAUCCACUAUUGGUGGCUGGGGCACGUUGACCUAUGCUAUAUAGGAUAGGUUCCUUUAUUUAACCCCAUCUGUCCCAGUGAAUGUGCUGAAGAAAUAACGCUCAGGACUCUCUGAUGUUUAUGUCCCUGAAAAUGUCUGAUUAAAAAAAUGUCCAUUCCUGGUGACGAGUUUCAUUCUGCUAAAGAGAAAUGACUCAUGAAUAUCCCAGCAGGGAGUGGUGUGCGGAUGAUCAACAGGCACGCAUGAUAGAAAACAAGCCACAAUAUACUAGAGAUUGGGCCCAAACCAGAACGACUCAUCUCCAGCCACCCGCCUUCCCACAUUCCUCCUCCAACGUUUAGUGUUUAGUGAUGGGGCCCUGCCCCCUAACAUCCCCCCCGCCCCGUUCUGGCACAGGCUCCCUCUGUGACUUUGGGCAAGUUCCUUAGGCCCAAAUUUUCAAAGCCACUGACCAACCCAAACUGUGAACGGGAACUCCAGGGGUUCAUUACCUCUGAAAACAGAGUGCUCUCUGUCUCGGUUCCCUCAUUUGUAGCAUGGUGAUGGGAGUAUUUAUUCUCCAUUGUAAAGCAGUAGAAAAGCUGCAAAUGAAGCCCAGUUCUGAUCUUAUUUACACCCUGGUAGCUCCACUGAUUCUAGUGGAGUUACUCCUCAUUUACACUGGUGUGGUGAUCAGAUUCAGUGUCUGACUAUUAUAGGAAUAAUAAUAAAAAUACUUCAAACAAAUAUGGACACUAAAUAAACAAGCAAGUCUGAGAGCUACAAGCUCCCCUGCCAUAAGCUAUUUUGCAAUUUCCAUCCGGUCUUUUGGGCCCAGGGACAUCAGCCAUUGACCCUGCAUAUAACAGGUUAGAGUUUAACUCUUGAGCCAUUCAUGGAUCCACAGAACACCCAUGGAUCCCCAGAGCACCCGUAGUUCCCCAGUGUUUUCCAUAUGAUGGUGACUCUUUCUGAAGCUAACAUGUUCUUCCAAAAUACAGCGGGAGCAAUC